Messenger RNA from Notolabrus celidotus (New Zealand spotty), 1251 nucleotides. RefSeq names its product bile acid-CoA:amino acid N-acyltransferase-like. Gene Ontology annotation, molecular function: fatty acyl-CoA hydrolase activity. The coding region runs from base 49 to 1170 and encodes 373 amino acids. The record is from RefSeq and is a predicted model, not a curated record. Gene Ontology annotation, biological process: acyl-CoA metabolic process; fatty acid metabolic process. The transcript is spliced from 10 exons. NCBI's taxonomy places the organism in Eukaryota, Metazoa, Chordata, Actinopteri, Labriformes, Labridae.
UGUGGCAGCGACAACAAUGAGGCAGCUUGUACUGAUGAAGGUGGUGCAAUGUGUCACAUAGCACACCUGCAACAUGCCAUGGGUGGAGUUCAUUGGAUGAGCAGCAGCAGACCGGCCCCGCUGCUGACAGCCUCGCCUGUUCGUGCACUGAUAGACGAACAGAUCAACAUUGAAGGAUGUUUCCUGUCUCCCAACUGUCCGGUCACUGUGUGUGCACAGAUGCACAGUGAGGAUGGGGACCUUUGGGAGUCAUUCGCCCAUUAUGUUGCAAAAGCAGACGGCACCAUUAGCUUGACCAGAGAUGAGUCAGUCGGCGGCUCUUAUUUGGGCUGUGAGCCGAUGGGACUGCUCUGGAGUCUGCAGCCAGCCCCUGGAGGAAGACUAGGAUUAAGGCUAAGGAAGAAAAACGUAGAGACUCCAUACGUGGUGCAUAUGUCGUUGCUGGAGGGCCAUGUUUCACCCAGCAAGAGUCAGAGCACUUGGCUGGCUGCGGUAACUGCUGAGCGCUGGUAUAUGGCACCAGGCGUACAGAGGAUAGAGAUUCGUCAGGAUGGAUUGGUGGGAACGUUGUUUUUACCACCUGGCCAAGGACAAUUUUCUGCCAUGUUGGACCUGUGGGGACUGGGUGGAGGACUGGUGGAGUACCGCUCAGCCCUGUUUGCUUCCAAGGGCUAUGCUAGCCUGUCUCUCGCCUAUGUGGUGCAUGAAGACUUACCUGGUCCAAAAAAACGUGUGAACAUUGGUGAUUCUUAUUUCAAGGCCGCUUUCCAGCUGUUCAAGAUCAUCAUCAAGUCUGUGCCGACAGAGUUGGGAUCGUCGGGCUCUGCUUUGGAGUCUUACCCAAGAUGGAGAAGGGUUGAAGACGUGGAGUGUCCGUUGCUGUACGUUUUGGGUGAAGAUGACCAGAGUGUUCCAAACAAAGAGAACGCAGACUUGGUUGAGGUGACCCUGAACGCAGCAGGUAAAUCCCAUCUGUUCACCCGUCUCCCAUACCCUGGAGCUGGUCACCUGAUUGAACCACCUUAUGCACCAAAUGCUCGACGGCCACUUUACAAGGUCGAACCAAACAAAUUGUUUGCUCAUUUCGGAGGUCACCACGCACUCCACGCUGCUGCUCAGGAAGACUGCUGGAGGAAGAUGUUGGCUUUUAUGGAAAGUCAUUUACGAUAGAGUCCAAAGCCCUUCAAACCCACUGCGGUCUUCUGUUGGCUGCCCCGCCUCCAGGACUCAAACAAUAGCAUCGUAGGAGCU